Durio zibethinus is the source of this 1810-nucleotide messenger RNA. RefSeq names its product beta-1,3-galactosyltransferase 7-like. Lineage: Eukaryota; Viridiplantae; Streptophyta; Magnoliopsida; Malvales; Malvaceae. The record is from RefSeq and is a predicted model, not a curated record. Gene Ontology annotation, molecular function: beta-1,3-galactosyltransferase activity. Gene Ontology annotation, cellular component: Golgi membrane.
ACGUCGAAAAUCACAAAACGCGAAAUAAAAAAAAAGUUUAAAGUUCUUCUUUUCAUAUUCUUCCCUUUUAUCACAUCGCCAGCUCCGCCUGCGCCUGGCUCCUUUCCUCCUCCUCAUUUCAUUAGAUUCUCUCGGCCAUGAAGCAACGUAGCCCCAAGAAAAUCUCCCUUAAAUGGAUCCCAUUCCUCUGCAUCUCCUUCUUCACUCUCGGAAUUCUCUUCAGUAACAGACUGUGGGUCCCACCUGAAUCCAACGGUCAGCUCUUGUCACAACAUCGACGAGAACAGGAGUUGCAGAUUGUCUCCGAGGAUUGCGAUACUAAGAAAAAGCCUGCACAAGAUAAUGAUGUAAUGGGUGAAGUUUUGAAAACCCACGAAGCAAUUCAGCCUCACAGUACACUAGACAAGUCAGUUGCAAUGCUUCAGAUGCAGAUAGCUGCCUCACAUAGUUCUCAGGAAAUGGAGGACUUGAAUGCCUCCAGUGCUGUCUCAGCCUUGGAUGAUGGCCCACCGAAGAAGAAAGUGUUUAUGGUCAUUGGGAUUAACACUGCUUUUAGUAGUAGGAGGCGGCGUGAUUCUGUCAGAGAGACUUGGAUGCCACAAGGGGAAAAGCUUUUUCAGUUGGAGCACGAGAAGGGGAUUGUCAUUCGUUUCAUGAUUGGCCAUAGUGCAACAUCCAACAGCAUUUUAGAUAGAGCUAUUGAUUCAGAGGAUGCUCAGCAUAAGGACUUCCUUAGACUGGAGCAUGUUGAAGGAUAUCACGAAUUAUCUGCAAAAACAAAAAUUUUCUUUUCUACUGCAGUUGCACAAUGGGAUGCUGAGUUCUAUGUCAAGGUGGAUGAUGAUGUCCAUGUAAAUCUUGGUAUGCUAGCUGCAACUCUUGCCCAUCACCGUUCCAAACCCAGAGUCUAUAUUGGGUGCAUGAAAUCUGGACCUGUUCUUUCGCAAAAGAAUGUCAAGUACCAUGAACCAGAGUACUGGAAAUUUGGAGAAGAGGGGAACAAAUACUUUCGACAUGCAACUGGGCAGAUAUAUGCAAUUUCAAAGCAUCUAGCAACCUACAUCUCCAUAAACCAGCCUAUAUUGCAUAAGUAUGCUAAUGAAGAUGUGUCCCUUGGUUCAUGGUUUAUUGGCCUUGAGGUUGAGCACAUAGAUGAUAGGAGUAUGUGCUGUGGGACUCCACCAGAUUGUGAGUGGAAGGCACAAGCAGGUAAUGUCUGUGUUGCAUCAUUUGAUUGGAGUUGCAGCGGAAUCUGCAAAUCAGUGGAGAAGAUCAAAAUUGUUCAUGAAAGGUGUGGCGAAGGGGACGAUGCAGUUUGGAACAAUUUAUUCUAAAUUAAUUUGGAUAGGAAGGUUUUCGUGGCCAAACAAGAUUAAGCAUUUGUGGUUGAUGAUCAAGGAGAAGCAGUUUUCGCCAGUUAGGUAGGAGAAAACAGUGCAUCUGGUUUCGGUACAUAUCUACAAACACAUUUUCCCAACAUUUAGGGGAAAUCAAUACGAAAAUGGUAAACAAAGAUAGGAGCUGAUUUCCAGAAAAGCUUAUAGUAGCAUUCAACAUAUCUUUCAAUUCUUUUGUUGGGGUUUAAGAGGAUAUGAUGGUAUGUUUGUACUCAAAAAUUGCUAUAGUUUUUUUUUUUUUUUGUCUCAUUUUGCAUAGAAAUUAGAUAUGAUGUGUAAGGGAGGUGAAUAGAAUGGUGGUCCAAAACUCCAAAAGCUAAUGUAUGGCCACAUUUAUAGAAGCUUGUAAAAGGUUGCUGCUGCUACAAUUUUUGAAUGCUUUUAUGAGAAUGGUAAACGUGAUGAAGACCAAA